AUCUGAAUUUCUGACUUUCCGAAUGCAAAUAAUUAUUUAUUUAUUCGGAUUCAUUACCUUGGACUACGGUACUUCUCUUGAGAUCAGGCAGGUAGACUGUGCUGCACAUUGAACUGAUCUUGCCAUCUUUGUCAAACCACCUUCAGCGCGUGGCAGUUCCUGGGGCGAAGGCGAAAAACACAUUGUUUCUAACAGAAGCUCUUGCAGCUUAUCGACGCUGCAGAGCGGUUCCUGCGGCGUUUCCCCCCCCUGAAAAUCGAUACACAGUUCACAAAACCUAAGCAGGCUGCGCGGGCGUGGCUGGUCAAAAGAUCUGCAGAAAGAAAGGCUGAAACAAGGUGUGCACUAGCUGCAUAUAUCGAAACACAGAGGGAGCUUAGAGACAAACGCAGCGAUGGCAAGCAGGGCGUGCUUGAUGGUGGUACUUAGUGCAGCGCUGAUGAGCUUGGUCCAGGGCCAAGGUUACUACAUUCCGGCCUCCAAUCUCAACAUCGCCCCCUCACCUCUCACCCCUUUCCUCAACCUGAGCGGUUUCAUCUACGUACCUGGCCCCUCUCAGGCCCCCACCAUCCCGGUUCCGGUGCAGCAGGGCCUCCUGGCGUGCGGGUCUCCUUCGAGCGACUCCGCAUGCGGCCUGUCGACCACCGUGCAGGCCUUCUGCUCUGCAGCAUGCGGGAUUCAGUAUGACGCCUUUGUCAACUGUACGCAGAUUGUCUAUUCAAACAACAAUUAUCCGGCACCGAAUGUCACCGAUGCUUCUCGUCAGGCGGAGCUAAGGAAACAAUUUUGUGCGCAACACCCAACCAUAAACACGACGCUCAGUGACGUACCAAUUAACGUCAGCGGCGGGCUGCGGGCAUCUCCCACCUGGGAACUUUUGGUUCUUGUUGGCACUCUAGUCGCUGCGCUGUGCCUGCUGUCUUAGUAAAUUAUUCGAAGUCGCCACCCAUUGUCGCCAACGAUGCAUCACAGGGCUUGCACGAGUUGCUAUCAACGGAAUUCAAGGGAAUCCGCAUUAGUGUCACGCUAGUAUUAGACAGGCUUUCGCAAGGGGACUUUCGCAAAAGGCCAUCGUACUUGAUGAUGAUGAUGUACCAUAUUACUAAGUCAAGCUAGUCAAGGUGGACCCGGCACGAUUUGGUCCUUAAAACCACUCAGGUUGCAGCUACAGGUUGAGAGCCGUCAUGGCACGGGAUAAUGAGUCAGCAUUUGUUAGAUUCUUGGUGGCAGGGGUGCGAUUGAUUUGUUUCCAAUUGACUGAACUUGUUUUGCUUGAAGCGUUUGAGCUGGCAAUUGUCAAGCCUCUCCACUUUCAAUCUGGACUUGCUGAGAUCGAAUUCACAUAUUCUCUGGUUGGCC
Messenger RNA from Klebsormidium nitens, 1359 nucleotides. The record is from the annotation of a GenBank genome assembly. NCBI's taxonomy places the organism in Eukaryota, Viridiplantae, Streptophyta, Klebsormidiophyceae, Klebsormidiales, Klebsormidiaceae.